AUGAAUAAGGAUCUUGAUGCAAAAUCCAUGCAGCCCGAAGCAGGACCUGCGGAGUUUGAUGUGAGACCCAUGCAAACAGAGCUUGCACCACUAAAAGAGCUUGACAGAAAAAACCUUGAGCAAGACAAUGGAAACUUGUAUUCAGCCAAGUCGCUCAACGAGGCUGUAGUUGCCCAAAAAAGAAAAAGGAACGAUGAGUUGCAACACUCAGAGCUGGAUCCCAAGAUGAAAACGGAUCUUGAUGCAAAAUCCAUGCAGCCCGAAGCAAGAUCCAAACAACUUGACACCAGGGACAAGCAGCCUCAGUCAUGGUCUAUGGAUCUGGAAGCGAAAUCAAAGAUGUUGGAUGUAAAAUCCAAGAUGAUUGACGUGAGAUGCAAGAAGAUUAAAGCAAGAUCAGCAGAGUUUGACGUGAGAUCCAAGCAACUUGAUGCCAGACACUUGCAGUCUGAGGCAAGAUCUAUGGAGCUAGAAGCGAAAUCCAGGAGGCUUGAAACGAGAUCCAAGGAGCUUAAAGCUCUACAUGCGCAAAAUGAGUGUGAGAGGAUGCACCUUGCGCAAUACAAGAAAAAGUUACAUCGUAAGAUGCACACAGUUGAGUCUUUUAACCAGGCGUUGGUAACCCAGCAAAGAAAAGGAAAUGAUGAGUUGGAGCGUCUAAGGGAGCUAGUAGCACAGUUACAGAAUGAACUGGAAGCAAUGGAGUCGCUCAAUCGUGUUCUACUAACCAAGGAAAUAGGCAGCAACAAUGAGUUGCAAGUUGCCCGGAAAAGGCUAAAAGAUGGGCUGCAGAAGUUUACAAAUGGACGGGCAAAUAUAGGGGUCAAGAGAAUGGGCGAGCUUGACAUGAAAGCAUUUGCGAAUGCUUGCAAACAAGAUGUAUCACAAGAAGAUGCCCAAGUUGAUUCUGUUUUUCUUUGUUCAAAGUGGCAAGCUGAAAUUACAAACUCAAAGUGGCACCCUUUUAAGAUCGUCAUGGUUGAUGGUAAAGAGAUGGAAAUUCUCUUAGAGGAUGAUGACAAGCUGCAGAAGUUGAAGGAGGAACAUGGUGAAGAAAUAUGCACUUUGGUAACGAAUGCACUGCUUGAAAUCAAUGAGUACAACCCCAGUGGCCGUUAUGUUGUACCAGAGCUGUGGAACUAUAAGGAUGGCCGGAAAGCAACACUGGAAGAAGGCAUCGAGUUCAUCCUGAAACAGUGGCAAUCACAUAAGAGGAAGCGGUGA
Messenger RNA from Triticum turgidum subsp. durum (durum wheat), 1224 nucleotides. Lineage: Eukaryota; Viridiplantae; Streptophyta; Magnoliopsida; Poales; Poaceae. The record is from the annotation of a GenBank genome assembly.